This is a messenger RNA of Angiostrongylus costaricensis, 651 nucleotides long. The record is from the annotation of a GenBank genome assembly. Lineage: Eukaryota; Metazoa; Nematoda; Chromadorea; Rhabditida; Metastrongylidae.
AUGUUUCGGGUAGCGCUUAUAGUGUCCUUGGUCGGAUUCAGUACUGCCAUUCCGGUUGACAACGGAGUUGAGGGCGAGCCGGAAAUCGAAUGCGGGCCGACUUCUGUAACUGUGAACUUUAACACCAGGCGAGUUGUAUCUCUACCGAAUCCAUUUGAGGGUCAUGUCUAUGUGAAAGGCCUCUUUGAUCACGAGGAAUGUCGUAACAACGAGGGCGGACGACAGGUGGCCGGCAUCGAGCUGCCGUUCGAUUCUUGCAAUGUCGCUCGAACCCGCUCGUUGAAUCCUCGAGGAGUGUUCGUCACGACGACGGUUGUCGUCUCGUUCCAUCCACAAUUUGUCACGAAAGUCGACAGAGCAUAUCGUGUCCAGUGCUUCUACAUGGAAGCCGACAAGACCGUUUCGACUCAAAUCGAAGUGUCUGAUCUCACAACGGCUUUUCAGACCCAGAUCGUUCCUAUGCCGAUCUGUAAGUAUGAGAUUCUCAAUGGUGGUCCUACUGGUGAACCAGUGCAAUUCGCCACAAUUGGACAACCGGUUUAUCACAAGUGGACUUGUGACUCUGAGACUCAAGACACUUUCUGCGCCGUCGUGCACUCGUGCACUGUGGAUGACGGAAACGGCGACACCGUACAGGUAAAACGUCAUUAA